Messenger RNA from Oryzias melastigma (Indian medaka), 2766 nucleotides. Its product is annotated as fibroblast growth factor receptor 1-A. Gene Ontology annotation, cellular component: membrane; signaling receptor complex. The coding region runs from base 613 to 2724 and encodes 703 amino acids. Gene Ontology annotation, molecular function: ATP binding; fibroblast growth factor receptor activity; fibroblast growth factor binding. NCBI's taxonomy places the organism in Eukaryota, Metazoa, Chordata, Actinopteri, Beloniformes, Adrianichthyidae. The transcript is spliced from 17 exons. The record is from RefSeq and is a predicted model, not a curated record. Gene Ontology annotation, biological process: protein phosphorylation; positive regulation of kinase activity; fibroblast growth factor receptor signaling pathway.
CCAAAAAUCAGGAGGGUAAGAAUGUGUGUGUCCCCAAACGGUGACGUCAGUGGUGGUGGUGGUGGUGGCGGGGUCCCCCCGAUGUCGGCUGGAUGGACCUCCUGGUUCUGCAGACCCUGCGUUCAGGAAAAUCACGUGGUAACAGUUUUGAGGUGAGUCCCCAAAAGUCAGGAAGGUAAGAAUAUGUGUGUCCUCAAACGGUGACGUCACCGGCGGGGGCGCCCCUGUCGGCUGGAUGGACCUCCUGGUUCUGCAGACCCUUCGUUCUGGUAUCAAACCCCCCAGUGUGGGCGUGUCCUCUUGUGGAGCGGACACGCGCUCCAUGACGCAGCCGCACUCCACCUGGAACCUUCCGCCGGGCUCCCGCGUUACAUAGAGCGGCGGGUGGAGAUGUCCGGCGGCACCGACGGGCGGAUUUAAACCAUCGCCGGUUCGGCGGAGGAUUAUGUCAGUGCUGCUCGGUGGUGUCGCGUUCGGGCCGGUUCGGGAAGGUUAGCGGGUCUCGUCGGGUUCUGCGCUCCGGGUCCCGGACUUUGCAGAUCCAUCAUCAGGUCCGAGUCGGAGUUGGGCUGUUUUUUUCCUCGGUCCCUGAAGCCGACACGUUGGGACUGGAUGGGCCCCCCCCGGUGUGUCCUGCUGCUGCUGCUCCUUCAGCUUCUGCAGGUUCAGUCCAGACCCACAGUGGAGGACGCCGACCCGGAUGCAGUCAAAUCCUCCGAGGAUGAAGAGGAUGAUGAGUCUUCCUCUGAGGAGAACAAGCCGUCCAAUGAGCUGUCGGCGAGCAGCGAGAACCUGCAGCCGAUGGCGCCGCAGUGGGUGACGCCGGAGAAGAUGGAGAAGCAGCUCCACGCCGUUCCCGCCAGCAUGACGGUCCGGUUCCGUUGCCCGGCAACAGGGAACCCGGUCCCCACGCUGCACUGGCUGAAGAACGGGGAGGAGUUCAGCAGAGACCAGCGUAUCGGAGGCUUCAAGAUCAAAGACCACACCUGGAGUCUGAUCAUGGAGUCGGUGGUUCCGUCUGAUGAGGGAAACUACACCUGCGUGGUGGAGAACGAACACGGCAGCCUGAGACACACCUACCAGCUGGACAUCGUGGAACGUUCUCCUCACAGGCCCAUCCUGCAGGCCGGCCUGCCGGCCAAUCAGACGGCGGUGGUCGGCGGUGACGUGCAGUUCGUGUGCAGAGUGUUCAGCGACCCGCAGCCUCACAUCCAGUGGCUCAAACACGUGACGGUCAACGGCAGCCGCGAGGGGCCCGAGGGACACUCCUUCGUCCAGGUUCUGAAGACUGCAGGUCUGAACUCCACCGAUAAGGAGAUGGAGGUGUUGACUCUGAGGAACGUCACUCUGGAAGACGCCGGCGUCUACACCUGCCUGGCGCAGAACUCCAUCGGGAUGUCCUACCACUCUGCGUGGCUCACGGUGCUCAGCGAGCCGCCGCCCUCGGCCGUGCCCUCGCAGACCUUCCUGGAGAUUUUCUUCUACUGCCUGGGCUUCUCCGUCAUCAUCGUCCUCGCCGUUGCAGCCGUCGUCUGCCGGCUCUACUGCGCGCCCAAGAAGAGCGACUUCAGCAGCCAGCUGGCGGUCCAGAAGUUGGAGAAGAGCAUCCCUCUGCGGAAACAGGUGUCGGUGGAGUCCUCGUCCUCCCUGCAGUCGGGGUCGAUGCGUCCGUCCCGCCUGUCCAGCACCGCCACCAGCGUCCUGGCGGGGGUGUCUGAGUACGAGCUUCCAUAUGACCCGGCGUGGGAGCUGCCGCGAGAUCGGUUGACUCUGGGGAAGCCUCUGGGGGAGGGCUGCUUCGGUCAGGUGGUUCUGGCCGAGGCCGUGGGGCUGGACAGGAGCAAGCCCACCCGCCUCAGCAAGGUGGCGGUGAAGAUGUUGAAAGCCGACGCCUCCGAGAAAGACCUGUCCGACCUGAUCUCUGAGAUGGAGAUGAUGAAGAUGAUCGGGAAGCACAAGAACAUCAUCAACCUGCUGGGCGCAUGCACGCAGGACGGCCCUCUGUACGUGGUGGUGGAGUACGCCUCCAAGGGGAAUCUGAGGGAGUACCUGCGAGCGCGCCGGCCGGUCGGGGUGGAGUACUGGAGCGGCGCCCGGCAGCCGCUGCUGGGGGGGGUGGAGAUCAGGGAGCUGGUGUCUGCAGCGUACCAGGUGGCCAGAGGGAUGUCCUACCUGGCUUCAAAGAAGUGCAUUCACAGAGACCUGGCAGCCCGGAACGUGUUGGUGACUGAAGACGAUGUGAUGAAGAUCGCUGACUUUGGCCUGGCCCGAGACAUUCACCACAUCGACUACUACAAGAAGACCACCAAUGGCCGCCUGCCGGUGAAGUGGAUGGCUCCUGAAGCUCUGUUUGACCGGAUCUACACCCACCAGAGCGACGUGUGGUCGUUCGGCGUUCUGCUCUGGGAGAUCUUCACCCUGGGCGGAUCUCCGUAUCCCGGCGUCCCGGUGGAGGAGCUGUUCAAGCUGCUGAAGGAGGGUCACCGCAUGGAGAAGCCGACGGCGUGCACGCAGGAGCUGUAUCUGAUGAUGAGGGACUGCUGGCACGCCGUUCCGUCCCGAAGGCCGACGUUCCUGCAGCUGGUGGAGGAUCUGGACCGGACGCUCUCGCUCAUGUCCAACCAGGAGUACCUGGACCUGUCCGUCCCGCUGAUCCAGUACUCUCCGGUCCAGUACUCCCCGAUCAUCAGCACCUCCUUGGAUCCUUCCUGCAUGUCUUCAUAGUCACCCUGGAACUCCACUCCUCCUUCCGGUUUCUCCUGGAGC